Molecule: messenger RNA, 2927 nt
Organism: Crotalus tigris (Tiger rattlesnake)
Lineage: Eukaryota; Metazoa; Chordata; Lepidosauria; Squamata; Viperidae
Gene: TNK1
Product: tyrosine kinase non receptor 1
Exons: 15
Coding region: 164-2311 (715 amino acids)
Biological process (GO): positive regulation of kinase activity; cell surface receptor protein tyrosine kinase signaling pathway; multicellular organism development
Cellular component (GO): signaling receptor complex
Molecular function (GO): transmembrane receptor protein tyrosine kinase activity; ATP binding; protein binding
Source: RefSeq, a predicted model, not a curated record
GCCCGCCUUCCUUGGCCGCCCGUCCAGGAAGGAGGGAAGGAAGGAAGGAAGGAAGGAAAGAGAGAGAGAGAGAGAGAAGAAGAAAAGAAAGCAGGGCCGGUUGCCACAACAGACGGGGCGAACCUCUCCGCGGAUCGCUGCCCGCAGGACCUGGGAUAAGCAGAUGUGGAUGUUUGAUGGUAUUACAGAUAUCGUCGCAGGAUGGAAGCAGUUCCUAGAUCCCUUCCCCUCCCCGAUGGCACCAGACGACGGCACCGAAUGGCUGCUGCAACUGCUGAGCGAAAUUCAACUGGAGCAGUUUUACACCCGGAUCCGAGACGAGCUUCACGUCACCCGUCCCAGCCACUUCGACUACGUCAAGCCCCUCGAUCUGGACCGCAUCGGCCUGGGGCGCCCAGGUCAGCGGCGGCUUGAAGAGGCCUUGAAACGGCGGAAGGGUCAAAGCCAGCGUCCCAAGUCCUGGGUCUAUAAGAUGUUCACAGGGGGACGAAUCCCAGAAAACGAAGAGACCCCCAGCCCACAGCCAACGGCUUCUCCACGCCUGGACACCGACGCCUCCCUCAAAUGCCUGAUUGGCGAGUGGGACCUCCACAUCUGCGAGAGGCUGGGUGACGGGUGCUUCGGCGUGGUGCACCGCGCCGAGUGGCACGCGCCGGGGGGUGCCUUGAUCCCGGUGGCCGUGAAGACGCUGCGGUCGGACGUCUCCUCCGAUCCGGGGGCCCUGAUUGACUUCCUCAAUGAGGUCAACGCCAUGUGCUGCCUGGAUCACCCCCACCUCCUCCGCCUCCACGGGGUGGUGCUCACCCAGCCCCUCAAGAUGGUAACGGAGUUGGCCACGCUGGGCUCCCUCUACGACCGGCUCCAGCCACCCUUCCCUCUGCACCAGCUCUGGAGCUACGCCGCCCAGGUGGCCGGGGCCAUGGCUUACCUGGAGUCCAAGCUCUUCGUCCACCGGGAUCUGGCCGCCCGGAACAUCCUGCUGGUCUCUGAGGACCAUGCCAAAAUCGGCGACUUCGGCCUCAUGCGCCCGCUGUCCAGCAAGAGUGACCGCUACAUCAUGUCCGCCCACCGGCGCAUCCCGUUCGCCUGGUGUGCUCCGGAGAGUCUGCGCCUGGGCGUCUUCACCAGCGCCUCGGACGUCUGGAUGUUCGGAGUGACCCUCUGGGAGAUGUUCUCCUACUGCGAGGAGCCCUGGGUGGGCUUGACCGGCAGGCAGAUCAUGAUCAAAAUCGACCGGGAAGGAGGCCGCUUGGAAAAGACGGAAGACUGUCCCAGGGUCAUCUACGCCCUGGCGCUCAAGUGCUGGGCCCACAACCCGGAAGACCGGCCCAAAUUCCGGGAAAUGGUCCACCUGUUGCAGGAGCUGCGUCCCAAAGAGAUGAAGGCGAUUCGCGCUUUCAGUGAGCCCGGAUGGCUAAGACUGGAAGCAAACGACCCGGUCACCAUUAUCGAAGGCGGCCCCGAAUCGUCCACCUGGCGAGGGCAGAACAAGCGGACCCUCAAAGUCGGCAUGUUCCCGUCUUCCGUCGUGGCGGCAGCCGAGGAUGCAGCGCCCCCUGUUGGAGCUACGCGGAUCAGCCACCCCAUCCGAAGCUCUUUCCUUCACCUGAGUCACGGGAGCAUGGACCCUGAGCGAGGAUGGGGGUCUCCGGAGCAGAAGGAGGAGAAGAAACCAAAAGUGCGCGGGGGGAAUCCCGGCCCCCAGAAUCCCGGCAAGAACAAGCAACUGCUGCAACUGGCGCGCCUGUCCAAAAGCCUGGAAUCCAUUUCUGAGUGGUCCAUCCUGCGUCCCAAGCCGAGAUUCCCGCUGUUCCAGACGGAGGGUCCCAGCCAGCCCCCCCAGCGGCGGUUCAGCGACCUGCCCAGCCCGCUCCCGGCGCCCGCCCCCCAGCCGGAGUACCGCAACCCCAAGGCCGCUGCCCGCAUCCCGAACCCGGCCCUGCCUUCCUGGGCGCUGCCCAAGGUGGAAGCUGCGGGGGCCAAGGAGAAGGAGCAGCGGGGGGCCCGCCCGGCCCCCAAAGGCGCUGGGGGGCCACCCCCUCCCGGCGGGCCGAGGCUGACCGUGGGGGAGAUCGAGAAGAAGAUCAAGGAGGUGGAAGAGCGGGUGCACGGGGUGACCACGGAGGAGUGUCUGGAGGCCCUGCGCAUGAACAGCUGGGAGGUGCCCAAGACGGUCCAGCUGCUGAAGGUCCACCAGCUCUUCAACCUCAGCUCCCUCUCGUGGAACGAAUGCCGUCGGAUCCUGGAGAAGCACCGCUGGAACUUAGCCAUGGCCUCCCGCUACGUGCUCAGCCGGGGGCUCCGGACCUGAGCAGGCACCCAGGGGUGGGCGGGGGGGGGAGAGAGCCAGGGGUCUGUCCCGAAGGGCCCACCCGACCCAGCAUCCCAGCUCCCCGGUGCUGGCGGGCAGGAGAGCCCCCUGGGCCUUCCCCAGGCUCCCCACGGACUCGUGGCCGAGUGUCCAGCCGCUUAGGACGAUGGCCGGCCCAAACUUGCAAACCGGCCAGCUCCCUUCUAUUCCUUUUGGCCCAAGAGACACCGAAGCCAGUGGUCCACUUGACCCAGCCCUCCUCUGAACCUCGGGACACAAGCUCCUAGUCCUCUUUGAGGAGGUACACCUCAACUGGGCUGGCCCACUGGCUCGUUUGAGACCUCUCGCCUUCUUCCGAGGAUCUGCGGGUUUUCUUAUUUAGAAGCACGGCUCGCUUGAACUAUGUAGAGGGUUUUUUUUCUCUUGCGUGGACUCUCGCGCUGUCUGGGGAGGGGGCAAAUGGGGAGGGUCCAGGUUGCCCCCUCGCCAGAUGCCCAGGUGCCUUAAAUGGGGGAGGGGGCGGUGGGCAAAAACGGGGCGCCUUCCUGGCUGUCUCUUUUUCUGAUGUAAAUAGGGGUCAAAUACGGGCAAUAAAGGUGAGCAGCUGUGAGGGUGC